AUCGGCGUCGGCUUUGUGGGGCACGCUAUUACUUGUAGCUAGCAAAUAACUGGAGUCGCUGCACGUCCGCGAGCGCUUUACCUGUUUCUGUCUCGCGCUUGAAAUCAAAAGCUUGGGCUCUCGAUUGUUUUCUCCUCAUAAUAGCAAAAGGAUCGGCAAAACAGGUCGCAUGCCACGCAAAAAAAAACCACCGCCACGCAUCAUUGAUGAGUUCGGUAGCCUUAUUGCAUCAUUGGUCGCGAGAUAUCUCGACAGCCUAAUAGCCGUGCGCCUGCUGCGCAAGACCGCGAAGCGCUGCAGCCCCGCGGGCGCGCUCCGGCUGUGGACGUUCGACUGCUGCAAUGAGCAACAAGCGAACGAGCUCGCGUCGGAGGUGGAUAGAGACGCGGUCAUCGUCGUGCGCGUGCACUGGAGUCUUCAAUCUGGGGUCCAACCAGGAUCACACGUUAUAGUGAACAUGAGCCCGUUCCCAGACGGGUACUUCCGUCACUGCGAAUCGAUCUGCCUCGUCGGAUUCCCACGAUACCUCGAAGCCGCGGUUGUCGACGCCGGCACUGGGAGUUCAAUUCGUUUCAUGCCUCAUGGCAACGCUCUCACCGCGCGCGACGGCUGGGCUGCCGUCUUUGCGGAAGCCCCCGCGGCGCAGGGCGUGACUCGUCGCUUCCGCCUACGAGUAAACGACGUGUCGAGGACAUUCUUCAGCACAUUCGAGGACGGCCGGCACGGAUCGUCCAAUUUCUGCGAACUCGACGAUGGCGGUGCGCCGGUCGACGUGCGCCUCGACUGGCUGCCGGUCCUGCCCGCGUCGCGGUUUCGCGUCGAGACCCGCGACGACCGCGCCGCGUUCGUCUUCGACCGCUCCUUGACGCGCGGCAUGGCCGCGGAGGACGCCAUCAUGUCGCCGCGCACCGUCUUCGGGACCCUGUCGGUGCUGGUCUUCCCGGCGGGUCGGAACAUUGGCGGGUCGGCUAAAGUGUUCCUCCGUCUCAUGACGUACGACGACCCCCGGGACCGGGACCGCUGGCGCCACUUCGACGUCGCCGUCGAGGGCCGACGCGUUGGUACGAUCUCGAACUCGUUUCGUAUGAAUAGAGAGCUUGCUGGACUCAACGUGGGCCUGUCCGAAGAGCUCUUCCCGCGAAGCCGCCCGGGCGGCCAGAUCGUCGUAGAGAUCACUGAGCGUCCCGCGACAUUGGGGCUGUGUGAUUGGAUUUGCGGCGCCUGUGGGAAGUUGCAUCAAGAUCCUACGCAACCUCCUGAGUUCUUCCACGGUGACCUAUCGGGCCAUCGCUGCAACGCGUGCCGGGCCCCGCUCAACUUGAGCAUCCUGGCUCUCCAUGCCACCCAGUAAUUCUUUUGGAAUUUUGCAAGCCACAGUACCACAAACUUACGCUCGAAAC
Molecule: messenger RNA, 1400 nt
Organism: Pelagomonas calceolata
Lineage: Eukaryota; Pelagophyceae; Pelagomonadales; Pelagomonadaceae
Source: the annotation of a GenBank genome assembly